AUGACUUCAAAUAAAUCACCAAUUAAAAUUAUAGAGAAUCUCUAAAACUAAACUAGCUAUACUUAGCUUACAAAAAAAUAAGAUAUAAGCUGCAAUAGUGCUAUGAACAACUCAAGCUUUAACGAGCUAACAACUUACUAUUAGUCACCUCUUUUGCAAACUUUAGCAAACGUGCAUUAAAGAUCUAAAUCCAAUGUACUUACUUAUAGGAAUAAUAGCAAUAACUUUUGGUAAGAAUCAUCUCAUUCAAAUCUCAAGUAGAACGGGAGUAUAAAAAUAGCAUCACAGGUCAUUCCAUAACAAUCAGAAUUUCCUAUACAGACUUUUCAAAAUAAAGAAAUUUUUUCUACUCCAAUUUAGAAGCAGAACAUAGAAAACUAACUUAUACCAAGAGUUUUAGAAAGUGAAUUCAACUCUUUUAAAAAAUCUCAAAGCCUGUCUUCAUAAUAAAAGUAUAAUACACCUUGCCAAGAUAAUUAAAACUCAAGUUUAGCAUAAAAUUACUUUUCCUAAAAUCCUAAAUAGGCAAAUUAAGAUUCAGGUAAUCAGAGUAGUUUCCGCAAUAAAUCCUUUCAUCAGGAGCAGCAAUCAUGUUUUAAUUAAAACAUAUUACAAAACAAUAUUUAACUAUAAAAUUAGGUUUAAAGUAUUAAAAACUUCUACCCUUAAAAUUAAGAUUAAUUUUUAAAUUAAUUAGCAAGUAAUUAUCAAAAAGAAAAUAAUAAUUCUACUGGAUUUAGGACAAGCAAUCUUUAAUCGGAUAGGAUGAAUGAAUAUAUACAAAAGCUUAACUUUGUUAGUAAUUAGCAAAUUGGCAAAAUUUGUAAUAUGAAGAUGUUCGCUUAAAGCAAUAUAGAAAAUAUUCCAUAAAGUAUACUUUCACAAAGAUCAUAAUCCCAUCAAUAAUCUGUAUAAAACUAAUCUUAAAUUUAGAAUAAUUUAUAGUAACUAAACCAAGCAAUACUUUUUUAACCUAUUAACUCAAGCUCAUCAACACGCUUCUAAUAAAACACCAUCAAUAAGAAUGAUCAACCACUCAAAGAAAAAAAACUAAAUGGAAAUAUAGGUAGCAUUUUGUAAAUAGUUGAUAAUUCUGCAAAUUUUGAGGGUAAAGAGUAUCAAAAAAGUAGACAAAUUUAACAAUAAUAAAUUGAUUUAAAUAAAUAUUAACACUAAAAUAUAUCUCUAUUAAACUAAACAAAUAGUUAGCAUACUAGCAAUUUUAAUUAAUUAAACUAAACUAACCUAAUUAGCAAAACAAAUUCUAAUUCUAACAAAAAUUUUACUCACAAUAACUUAUAAAAAUCUUCAUCAUAAAAUUCUUUAACCUAGAACAUAAAAAAAAAUGAAAACUCGCUAAAUUAAUAGCAAUCAGUUAAAUGUUUGAAAUCUCCUACUAAAGACAUUCUCCAUAAAAUAUUUUAUUAAAAUGGAAGAACCUUUGAUGAUUUAAAAAGUGAAAAUGAAGGUUAAGCUUUUAAUUAAAAUAAUUAACAAAAUAAGGAAACUAAAUUGGAGAUUUCUCAAAUAAAUUAAGAUUAGACAGAAUAAUAGAGAUAAUUUUACAAUUCUGUUCCUAUUAAGUCUUCUAAUAAAUAAUCAAUCAAUUUAAUUGACGAAAAUAAUUUCCGCUAGAGCUUAAUAGCCAUUAAUGGAAGUGAAGAAAUAAAUCAUACUCUAGAAGAAGAUAUCCAAAAUAGCAAAUAUAUUAAGAGUGAAUAAAAGAAAACUAAAAAUUACAGCUAAAUUAACCAAUAAAGAAUGAAAAAUAUGAAUUAAAACUAAUAAGAAAGCAGUGAAUCAAUAAAAAUUGUUUUCGAAUCUAUUGAAAGUAUAAAUAAGCCACAUGAAUUUAGCUAAGAUUAGCUUCCUCAAGAUUUUUCUACUAAAAAUUUAAAUUUUUAAUCUUAAAAUUAGUUUUAAAAAGUAUCAUUAGAAUAAUAAUGUUAAUUACCACUAUAGGAUAAAACUAAUGUAACAAAUCAUACACAAUACAAAAAAUAAUUGCUGUAAAAUAUUGUUAAAGGACUUGAAAGAGAUUCUUCUUUUGAGAAAAUAUGUAAAAAAAAUUAUGAAACCAUAAAAUCAGGUGAAAAGAGUAAAGUCAGUAAAGAAAACUUAAACAAUACUUUACAUUCCCCAAAAAAUUAAGAAAAUAAUAAUAAUAAUAACUAGCAUAAUUUUGUUUAAAAUUAAAAUGACAAUAAUUCAAUAAAUUAUUUUUAAAAUGAUAUUUAAUAAUAAAAUAACUAGUUUAGCAACAACCAAAAAAUUAUCUAACAAAACGAAAUAACAAAUUUAUAUCAAAUAAUUGAUGAUUUGAAGAGAAAAAAUGCUAUUUUAAUUUAAAACUCUUAAGUUUAAAAUUAUAUUAGACUUUAGUCUUAAAUGAUGAAGUAAGAAGGGCAGACGAAGUUGUUGCAAAAAGAGUUAAAAAUAUAGAAACAACUAAAUAAAAAUUUAGAAGAAUAACUUGAAAAAUAUUUAAAUCAUAUUAAUUUUAAUUCAGUUAGAAAUUAGUGA
Messenger RNA from Tetrahymena thermophila SB210, 2523 nucleotides. RefSeq lists its product as hypothetical. The record is from RefSeq and is a predicted model, not a curated record. The transcript has a single exon. NCBI's taxonomy places the organism in Eukaryota, Ciliophora, Oligohymenophorea, Hymenostomatida, Tetrahymenidae.